CGGAGCCUAACACAUCGCGAUGUCGCCGUCGCCCUCGCCCUCGCCCACUCUCGUGGGCAUCCUGGCUGCCGCAGUAGCCGCCGCCGCCGCCCCGUCUGCCGGACAUGUCAACGUCCAGGGGCGCCGACUCGCCGUCCUAGUGCCACCGCUGCGCAACCUGACUGCAGAGACGAACGGCAACUGCGGCCGCUCUGCUUGCAGCAACGAGCGAGAACUGCGCCGCUGCCCGCAGACGUGCGGCGUGGCGCUCGAUAUCAUCGACGAACUGUCCAGUCGCGGCCGGCUGCCUCGCCAGGGCACUCGCCCGGCGCGGCACGAGCUGAUAGCAAACCUGCAGAGCAAGGUAGAGGAGCUGACCAUCGCCUCUGGUGGCUCGAGGGCGGACGUGCCAUUGGCCGUGCACGACGCACUUGUCGACGUCGCGGUGUCCCUCAACGAUCAGCGCGCGGCGCACGGCGACCCUCGCCGGCCCGGCUUCGACCAACUCCGAGCCUUCAUCUACGCUGCCAGCUCUCCCAGCAUUGGCACUGCCAAAAGAAGCGGCUCGGACACGACCGCCCGCCGCACGCUGUUUGCUUCCGUCGUCGGUCCGUCCGACGCACCACCCUCGCCGCCCCUGCCGCUCGAGGCCCGCUGUGCCUCCGUCGGCUGCGUGGCAUCGUCGAUCAACUCGGCCUUUUCAGCAGUGGAGCAGGCGCUCAUUGACUCCAACAUCACGCUGCCCGCCGUCGCCGAGCGAGCCGCGCUGCUCCUCGAUACCCACGUCGGUGAAGUGUGCGCCGAGGCACCAAACCCGACGCUGGCCCUCCGCACGGCGUGCGCCACCGCGCAGGCUGCGAUCCGAGCGUGGGUUGACGACAAGUUCCACGAAGAGGUCUACGUCGCACCACCGGGGAGGCGGGGCUUGCGAGACGCACGCCUCCCGCCCGCAUCCACGCCGAGCCGCACCCAUCUCCGGCGGCUCGAGAGCGCGCCUUGCCCCGACGAUUGCGUGGAGAGGGCCCGGGUGCUGCUGCCGGACAACCUUAUCGGCCUUCUGCUAUCCCGCGUGGUCGCCUCGGCGGUUCUCGGCGGGUACAUUGGCUACCCGCUCACCGUGAUCCUCUCCUACUUGCUCAGCCUGGACGCGUUCUUGGACCAGCCGUACGCGGAUGGCUGGACGCCUUGGGCAUCCGGAAGGCGCCGCCAUUUGGAUGUGGGCGGCGCCAUCCCAACGGUGCGCGAGUUGAUGGCGCGCUACCCAGUGGCGUCGCGCAAGUUUCUCGAGCUCCACGAGGUGGUUGACCGAUUCGGCUACAGCAGCGAGCAAGGCCGCACGUACUACGAUCAGUACAUCUACCUGGACGGCGAGAAGACGAUCCCCUUCUUCGACGUCGGCUGGGCCAACAAGUUCAUCGCGAUGGUGGAGGGCACGUGGGAUCGGCUCGGGCGCCACACCUACCGGAAGGUGCCGUCGCUCGGCCGGCACAGUGGCCCCGACUACGAGUUCAGCGUCUCGCCGCUCGAGGACAGGCCGCUGCGCAUCGGCGUCCUCAGCGACUGGCCGACUGGCGCUCCGCAGUCGCUGCACGCGCCCGACAUCGUGAUCCACUUGGGCGACACGUACUACUCUGGCACAAGGGCGGAGCAGGAGGCGUUUCUGCACGACCCGAUCAAGGCGGUCCUCGGCGAAGCCAUCCCGGUGUACCUUGUGCCCGGCAAUCACGACUACUACGGCGGCGGCGGGGAGGGCUUCUACCACGUGCUCGACGAGUUUGGCGUGCAGCCGGCCUCCUACUUCACGCUGCGCGGCGCCGGCGCGCAGAUCGUCGCGGUGGACACGGGGCUGCUCAACAACCAGGACUACUCGCCGACGAUGAUGCCCUUCCUGCCCGACGACCAGAUCGACUGGGCGCUGCACCAGAUCGAGGUAGGCAGGCAGGCCGGGCUCAAGACCAUCUUCAUGAGCCACCACCAGUUCUUCUCGCGCGCCGAGAGCGUCGGCGUCGCCAACAACGCCUUUGGCGAGGCGCUCACGGGGCCCGACCGGAUCCCGGGCCCGCUCAACGUGUACCAGACGAGCGAGUACAGCAUCGGCUCCACGGAGCUCGCCGGAGGGCUGAGCAACGACCUGCCGCCAGCGGCAAACACGCGGCUGCUGAACCAGUUCCCUCCCGACGUCCGCGAGUACGUCUCCGCCUUUUACUGGGGCCACGAGCACUCGACGUCCAUCUUUGACCGAUAUGUCAACAUCACGCGCGGGCGGUGCAUUGGCAACAGCGGCAUCGCCUUCACCACGGACGUCGACCAGUACGCCGUGAACGGCGAGACCGUGUCGGCCCCGUUUGGCGGCCCGCCGCCGCUCCUGCCAAAGGAGAAGGGCGGGUGCGCGCGCGACGGCUGCCGCACCGGCCAAGGCAACACCUUUUGGAACCUCGGCUUCGUGACGUUGGACAUCGACGCCGGCGCUCAGCCCAAGAUCCUUGCCAAGCACUGGGAGGUGCAGCAGGACCAGUCGUACGACUUGGACGCCCUCGGCUCCGUCUACCUGAACGCCAAAGUCUACUUUGAGGAGGAGUACUGAGAGGCGCGCGGCGCGCGAGGGAGGGUAAACGCCGGACGCGGUUGCAGAAACGGCCCGGCUUCGAAGAAGGCCACUGUCUCCGUAUGUGUGUGGUGUGUGUGUAUGCGUAACGACGCUGCUAGAGAUGCCUAUCGGGGCCCAGAGAUGUACUUCUGAUGCCAGGCGUGACCUAGUUAGUGUCUCCAGCUAUGGGCGUGUCCACGUUGGAGCCAGGUGUGGUGUGGACGCUAGAAAGUAGAAUUGCUCCGCCAUUGGCAUGGAGGCCGACCAA
Molecule: messenger RNA, 2834 nt
Organism: Emiliania huxleyi CCMP1516
Lineage: Eukaryota; Haptophyta; Isochrysidales; Noelaerhabdaceae
Exons: 9
Coding region: 20-2563 (847 amino acids)
Molecular function (GO): hydrolase activity
Source: RefSeq, a predicted model, not a curated record